GUCACAGCAGGAGGUUCUGUUUUUGUUGUUGUGGUUCUACCCAUUUCUGGGUAACCAAAUGAAAGUGCAAUCGUGUGUUUUUUUUUAUCAUUUAAACAUUGUUGCUGUAUUGGAUAUGCUGGCUGGCUAGCUGGCAGGCCCUCUUUUCCUUUGUUUUUAUUUGUUGUUGUGUGUGGUUUCGCUGCGAGAGAGAGCGCCCUCAGUUCUUAUAGCACCAAACUGCUGCCCAAACAAAUCCCGCAGUCAGUCAUCAUCGGUCGUCGUGUGAGCCGCGAGUCAAGUUGCCUUCUUCGUGUCGUUGUUUUCGGUGCGCUAGCUAGUUUUGCAAAACCUAGAAUUUCGCCUGACAACCCGUCAGCAAGCCAGGCGACAGUUGAGGGAGUAUAAAAAGCAAUGAGUUUACCAUUCUAAAGUUCAGUUUCGACUUUUGUAGCGCAAAGAUAUAAACCACGGACUGACGGAUAGGGGAACAAAAAAAAAGAAUAAAAAAAGUUAAUAGAAAAAAUAAAUAAUUUUUUAAGAAAAAUAAUAAUUAAAAAAAAUAAUGUCUUUUCAAAGCUGAGUUUUGAAAAUUACAAAAAAAAAUUUAAAAAAAAAUUUUAUUGAUAAAAAUAAUUCAUAAAAUAUUGUGAGUGCGUGCGUGUGUGCAAAAGAAAAGUGUACAAAAAAUCAAGUACCACAAAAGAAAAACAAAAGCAAAAUGCUGAUAAACAAAUUCUAGGCUUAUCCAGUCAGAGAGAAAUAAAAUGUCAACAAAGAAGAAAAAUGACCAUUUGAAUAUGCUGCUGGGUCCAGAAUAUCACCACUGAGGAUCAACAACAGCCAUAAACUUGAACCAUUGCCAAUGUUAUGUUCCAGAGCGAAAAAACAACAAUAAUAACAAUAAAAACCAAAGGUAAUAAUCAUUAACACGUUAGUGUGAAUAUGUGCUGCGGACAGCAGACAGAGUGAGAGACGGAGACAGAGACAGAGAACAAAACAUGAUUUAUAAACGGAUAACAACGAAACAUUUAAACUAUUUUACAGCUUUUUAACAAAUAAUUUGAAACUGACACGGAAACCGAUGGCAUCGGAGAGAAGGAGAGCUAAUCGUGAAAAUAACAACAACUUUAUGGCAACCCGGCACAGCUGUUGGAAAUGAUUGGGCGCCAUAAGAUAUAUAUGUGGAAUGGAGGGCAACGUAAUUGAAGCUAAUAAAAAAAUCUAAAAGGUUUUAAGUUCUAAACAAGUCGAGAGAGAGAGGGAGAGAGAGAAGACAAGAAAGGACCUCUUGCUGACAGAGAAAAUGACCAAAUAAAAUUUACUAACAAAAAACAAAAACUUCAGAGUGAGAAAAUAGUGAAAACAAGUUAAUGGAAAACUUGGGAAAAUAUUUACAAAAUACUUAAUUAACAAACACAAAAAAAAGGAGGAGAACUUUGCUCACAGGACGAAAAAUCAUAGUUAAAAAAAAUCGAGAAAAAACCCGAAAGAAAUCAACUACCAAAAACCCAUUUGCAGCAAAACGCUUAAUAUCCCACUCCAGCGACGGAAGGCAUUCAUUGCAGGGCGUUUAAUGCCAAGCACAGCAGGCAACAACUUCCUGUCUCGUUAGAUGCCAACAUUGCAAGCAGUUAGCCAGUCAAGCUAGAAAUUUCCCAACCGCACCUCACACCACUCCUCCUCCUCCUGCUCCUGCUGGCAUUUUCAAAAACACACUCCAGAGCAAAAGUAAGCUGCUGCUGUUGCAUUUCGAAAAAAAGCAAAACCAAACUGGCAUCACCUGGCAUAUCAUUGCAACACAAAAACCUCCUCUCCUGCUAGCCGGUAGCCCAUUUGCCCAAAAAGCAGCUGCAAACAUGGCGUUGGGAAAAUCCAUUAAAAUGUACCUGACUAUAUUCGUGGCCACCACAUGCAUGUACAUGAUACUGUAUCAGUAUCACAUAUCACGGCAGCCAAUGCCCCAGCCAGAAAUCAUAAAGCAUAAAGACAAAUCAAUUGCCAUCAGUGGUGGGGGCAUCAUCAAUGGAUACGGUGGUAGUUAUAUUCCUGCAUCAUCAUCCUCUUUAAACUCCGCCUCUGCCACAUUGUCAUUAAAUAGCAAUAAUAGCAACAACAAAAACAGCAAAUCUGCUUUAACACUCAUGUCAUUAGCAAUACCCCAGCAUCAGCAACAACAACAACAGCAAACAUCAUCAUUGCCUCUAUCAUUUUUCACCCUGCCAAAUCGAACAACAAAAUUAUUCAAGAAAAUGAAUCUGUUCCUAUGGUCACCCAUGUCCCUGCUGUCCUCAUCGAGGGCGGCCAAGUCCCCCCAGAGCUCGGCAACAUCAUCAGCAUCAUCAUUAACCACAUCAUCCACCUCAUCAUUGUCAGCUGCAAUGCGUAUUGCCAGCCAGAAAAUGCAAUCAUCGUCAUCCUCAUACCCAGCUAUGGCCAAGGCCAAUGGAGCCCCUGCAUCUGCAUCUGCUGCUGCUUCAAUUGCCUCAGCAACUGUUGUGGAUUUAAAUAACACUUUAUUAACUUCAUCUACUUCAACAUCGUCCUCAUCGUCGUCGUCCUCCUCGACGUCUUCAACAACUACAACAACAUCGACCACCUCCUCGACCUCUACAACAACAACAACUACUACAAUACCUGCUGCCGCAGCCAGUGUCAAGUCCUCCUCCACCUCCUCUUCAUCAGCAUCAUCAUCAUUGUCGUCGCCCUCAUUGUCGGCAGCAGCAGCAGUCCGAACACAUCAAGACCACAACAAAAACAUAAAUAACAACAAAUAUUACAACAACAAUAACAACAACAACUACAGAGCAUCUUCACAAUCAUUAAUGGCCAAAGUAGAUACACCUCCCCUGUACAUUAUCACACCAACUUAUCGCCGUCCCGAACAAUUGGCGGAAUUAACACGUUUGGGUUAUACACUGAAACAUGUUGCCAACUUGUUGUGGCUGGUCAUUGAGGAUGCCAAUCGGACGUCGGAGAUGGUGAUACAGACUCUGAAUCGGAUUGGUGUGCCUUAUGAGUAUUUUUUGGCCCCCAUGCCCGAGGAAUACAAAAGUAAAAAGGCCAAACCCAGAGGUGUCUCAAAUCGCAAUCGUGGCCUUAGCUGGCUGCGUGAAAAUGCCACAGAGGGGGUUUUCUAUUUUGCCGAUGAUGAUAACACGUAUGAUAUUAGCAUUUUUGAACAGAUGCGCUAUACCAAAAAGGUUUCAAUGUGGCCGGUGGGCCUGGUCACCAAAUACGGCGUCAGCAGUCCCAUUGUGAAAAAUGGCAAAAUUGUUGGCUUCUAUGAUGGCUGGCUGGGUGGUCGAAAAUAUCCCGUCGAUAUGGCGGGCUUUGCGGUGAGCGUGAGAUUUCUGCACGAAAGACCCAAAGCGAAAAUGCCCUUUAAGGCGGGCUAUGAGGAGGAUGGUUUUUUGAAAAGUCUGGCGCCAUUUGAAAAUGGCGAAAUUGAGCUGUUGGCCAACAAUUGUACAGAGAUUCUAACAUGGCACACGCAAACGAAAAAGAACAAUGCCGCGGAAAAACUGAACAUGACCAAAUACGGUGAUACCAAUCUAGUGUUUAUAGAUAGAGCUCUUGUUAGGCCCUAAGGUAACGUUAAACAAAUUUUCCAGAUUAAUUUAAGGACGAUUUCUUAAAAUAACCAAACAACUAUGAAAGACAACAACCAAAGAUAGACAGUUUUUUUUUAAAUGGAAACCAAAAAUAGAACCACAAACCAAAUCAAGAAACCAAAUUCAAGAAAGAAAAAAAAAACAAAAUAAAAUAAACAAAACAUUUUAUAUAUAAAAAAAAAUAUGUGUAUAUAAAAUUAAAAAAAAAAAAACAACAACUACAAAGACAGUCCAAAAAAGGCACAAAGUGUAAAGCUUUAUAAAAAACAAGAAAAUAUCCUCAUGAAAAAAAUAUAUAAAUAUGUAAAUAUUUUAUUUUUAAUUUUUUUACAUAAAAAUGAAAAAAAUAUUUAUACUUUAUAUAAUAAAAAUAAGUAAUAGUUUCACAAUAUUUUUUGUAAAUAUAUAUAAAUAAGAUAAAAAUAUAAAAUUAGAAAAAAACAAAUACUUUAUUAAAUUAACUUUAAACUACAAUAUUAAAAAUAAAAUUAAAAAAAAUGGAAAAAAUAAAUAACUAUUAGUUAGACUGUCAGGUAUGAUGAAGGUGAGAAAGAGAAAGAAAUGGAAAUUUGAAAUACCCAAAAUUAAACAAUCAUUUUUGUAACAAAUCAUAAAAA
Messenger RNA from Musca domestica (house fly), 4210 nucleotides. RefSeq names its product galactosylgalactosylxylosylprotein 3-beta-glucuronosyltransferase P. Lineage: Eukaryota; Metazoa; Arthropoda; Insecta; Diptera; Muscidae. Gene Ontology annotation, cellular component: Golgi membrane. Bases 1839 to 3569 code for a protein of 576 amino acids. Gene Ontology annotation, molecular function: galactosylgalactosylxylosylprotein 3-beta-glucuronosyltransferase activity. Gene Ontology annotation, biological process: carbohydrate metabolic process; chondroitin sulfate proteoglycan biosynthetic process. The transcript is spliced from 8 exons. The record is from RefSeq and is a predicted model, not a curated record.